AUGAUGGACCCUUUCAGCGUCACGGCAGGUGUCGUGGGCAUCGUUGCGCCCGCGUUGCAGGUUUCCCGGGCUCUCCUCAACGACUUGAAGUCAAUCAAAGAUGCGCCGGAUAACAUCAAAACCCUGACUGGCAACAUUGACUCCCUGACCAUGGCACUUACCUCUGUCAAGAGUAUCGAUGACAAUGAAUGGAAGUCUCUUGGCCCAUCACUCGUGGACAACGCGAGAGCGACGAUUACUACUAGCACCGCCACUUGCGAGAGAUUCAACGCAGACGUUCAAAAGUGGACUAAGCGCUCUAAAGACGGUAGUCUGUCUUUGUUGGAUCGAUCCAUGAUUGGAUUCUUUAAACAGCAUCACCUUAUCUCGAUGAGUGGGGAAAUUCAGACCUGCCAGACCAAGAUCACCUCUGUGGUGAGCAUCGCAACACUCCUGAAGUCUAUUAAACAAGGUCAAAUCACCGAUGAGAUUAGACAAAACAUUGUCGCCAAGUCAGGAGAUUUGGUAAAGGCUUCGGAAGAAGCAGCGAGUGAAACCUCUGAAAUAGAGAGCAAGCUGAAGCAUUUCCGCAUCACCAGUGUUCCUGGUGAUGUUGAAUAUGAAGACGCUAUCAACCAGUUGAAGGAGCAGCAGAAGGCACUAGGAACUUCCCAGAAACUGCUUGAGGACUUAUUGUCAAAUCUUAAAGAGUCUGCAGGAACAGGGACCAGCGCUGGGAACUAUUCAAUUGGAAGUGUCACAUUCGGAAACAAUAAUAGCGGUUUGCAGCUUGGACUCAAUACCGCUCCACUCAACUUCAAUGCGAAAUGA
Molecule: messenger RNA, 810 nt
Organism: Penicillium subrubescens
Lineage: Eukaryota; Fungi; Ascomycota; Eurotiomycetes; Eurotiales; Aspergillaceae
Exons: 2
Coding region: 1-810 (269 amino acids)
Source: RefSeq, a predicted model, not a curated record